This is a messenger RNA of Lagenorhynchus albirostris (white-beaked dolphin), 2428 nucleotides long. Its product is annotated as lysosomal membrane ascorbate-dependent ferrireductase CYB561A3. The transcript is spliced from 7 exons. NCBI's taxonomy places the organism in Eukaryota, Metazoa, Chordata, Mammalia, Artiodactyla, Delphinidae. The coding region runs from base 324 to 1052 and encodes 242 amino acids. Gene Ontology annotation, cellular component: lysosomal membrane. The record is from RefSeq and is a predicted model, not a curated record. Gene Ontology annotation, molecular function: oxidoreductase activity.
CCGGAAGUGCUACAAGCCUAUAAGGUGACAGAGCGGCCCCGCCAGUUGGCUGUAGAGCGGCUGUGACUGGUGAUAGCGGGAGUUCUUGAGAGUCUCUCACUCCAUCUCCCAGGAGCCUCGGGAGCUGCGGGUCCGGCGCCGGGUGGCAAGAGGCGGGUCUCGGAGACCCCAGUACCCCUGCGUUCCACUGUGGUUCGGGGAUGAGAAGACUGAGUCCUACAAAUGUUAAGUGAGUUGCUUAAGGAGCCUCAGAGCAUAAGAAUUGGAGUCCAGGCCACCACUCUGUCAGCCUGCCAGUAGGUAUAAAGGAGUGCUUGAUCAGAAUGGCUAUGGGAUGGUUUUAUCUGUCCGUCUUGGCGCUGUGCUCCCUGGGCUUGAUGUGCAUCCUCUCCACCAUCUAUUGGAUAUCGUACUGGCAAGGUGGCUUCGCCUGGGAUGGUACCAUCCUCAUGUUCAACUGGCACCCGGUGCUCAUGGUUACGGGCAUGGUGGUGGUCUACAGUGCUGCAUCACUGGUCUACCGCCUGCCCCAGUCAUGGGUAGGGCCCAAGCUGCCCUGGAAAUUCGGCCACGCAGCCAUGCACCUGCUGGCCUUCAUCCUGACUGUACUGGGGCUGCAUGCCGUCUUUGACUUUCACAGCCGUAGAAAGAUCCCCAAUCUCUACUCCCUGCACAGCUGGCUGGGCAUCACCACCGUCUUCCUCUUCACCUGUCAGUGGUUCUUGGGCUUUGCAGUCUUCCUGCUGCCCUGGGCGUCCGUGCGGCUGCGCAGCCUCCUUAAACCCAUCCACGUCUUCUUUGGAGCUUCCAUCCUCUCUCUGGCCAUUGCAUCUGUCAUUUCCGGCAUUAAUGAGAAGCUUUUCUCCAGUCUGAGAAACGGCACCAACUCAUACUCCAGGCUGCCCAGUGAGGCUGUCUUUGCCAACUGCUCUGGGAUGCUGGUGGUGGUCUUCGGGCUGCUGGUGCUCUAUAUCCUGCUGGCUUCGUCUUGGAAACGCCCAGAGCUGGGGAUGCAGGCCGAAAGACAGGCCCUGUUGCACGGCGGGGAGUGAGGCAGGAAGGCGCUGCCAGGAGUGGUUGGUGGUGCGGUCUGGACUCCUUCAGAAGCUCUGCUCUCCGCGGGGCUCUCGUCCAGUCUCCCCUCGUCUCUGUGGUGGACCUGCUCUCUCUACAGCUUGCUGCCCACAUGCUUUCCUUGGUGGCUUUGGCUUCUCCACCUCUUCCUGGCAUUGACUUCUCAGGUCGUUCGUUUACCCCAGGCCCUCCUUGCCCUGGCUGCUCACGCCGCUCCUGCUCGCGUGAAGUCAGGCUCAUUUCCCCUCACACCCCUAGGGAUGUGGCAGAGAACCCCGAGAGCUCAGAUGACCUGGGAAUCAAGUGCAGUCCGUACCGUGAAAAGUGAGGGAGCCGAUGCUUCCUCAGCUUUCCCUUGAAGUUUAGGCCGCUGCGCCGGGCCAGGCUUCAUCUGCUCUGUUACCUCCAUCCAGCCCAUCUGGACACGAGGCUGGGCGGGAACACGGUGACGCGAUGGAAGGACAGGGGAGAAUGGCAGAGCUGCUUCUGCAGAGGAGAAGCUGAGGAGCUGGCUGCCCAUUGCUGUUGUUUCCCGUUGCUGCAUUCUGUUUCUGCGUGCGUUGUAUGUGCCCUUCUAGCUGCUGCUGCAACUGGGGCCUGGAUCCCAGCCCUUCCCUAUGACUGAUGUGCUGUCGGACAGCCUUAUGAGCCCUGGUAACCUGCUCUCCCAAGAACAGCCUGUCCCACGGAGGAGUAGCAGGGGUGCCUCGAGCCUCCUUUCCUUUCCCUCAUCGGGUCCAGGCUUGCCUGCCUGUCCCCGGGCAGGUUGAACCUUGCUCUCUCGGCAGGGCACUUGCUCAGCUAUUUUCACUCUCCAGCUUGCCAUGAAACAUGCCAGAGUCAUGGUGCAUUGUACCCAGCAGAGCCCUGGGAGCUAGGCCACCUCCAGAGGCGUUCCUCACUGAGCGUCCAAGUGCCUCACUUGCCCCCACGAUAGCUACGUGCGUGGCACACCCAGUCUCGGGUGUGAUGCCAGAAUGUGCCGCCACUCUUCCAACGAGACUGUGGUGGCGUCUUGCUCCUCUCCUAAGUGUUGGCACUGCCCUCUCCAAACAGGCCCUGCCAGGUCCCAGGCUCCAUACUGCUGUGCUUAGGUGACGAGCAGCAUGACGACACCUGGGGUCCCGAGUGGGCCUUACCCCCUGGCAGGGGCCAUGAGGCUGACUGUCCACCCCACCCCACGUGGCCAGAUGCUGGCAGGAGGACCAUGACAGAACUUCUCAAGUGGCUGAAGCCCUCAGAAGCCACUGGGAUGACUGCCGGGCACCUUGGUCAUAGGACCAGCUCCCCCUCUUUGCACAUGGGUAGGCAUUUCACUUAUGAAGCUUGAUUUUCAUUAAAUGUGUUUUCAAGA